Molecule: messenger RNA, 2934 nt
Organism: Pieris brassicae (large cabbage white)
Lineage: Eukaryota; Metazoa; Arthropoda; Insecta; Lepidoptera; Pieridae
Gene: wdb
Product: serine/threonine-protein phosphatase 2A 56 kDa regulatory subunit epsilon isoform-like
Exons: 8
Coding region: 862-2229 (455 amino acids)
Biological process (GO): protein dephosphorylation; signal transduction
Cellular component (GO): nucleus; cytosol; protein phosphatase type 2A complex
Molecular function (GO): protein phosphatase activator activity
Source: RefSeq, a predicted model, not a curated record
UAGUAAUAAUACUUGAAAUCCAUUAUUGAGAAUCUCUAUUGAUUAUCUGAACAUUUUUAUAUCUCCAUCUAUUUUCAGAAAUAGGUACUUUUGAGUGCUGGCGUUUUCGCAGCAAAACCAGUGAUGAUAAUCUUUUAACUUGGUAGUUUUUUGUAAAUUCAUCGUUUUACGUUGCUCUCAUAACCGAAAUAUAAAUAUUUUGUUCUUGUAGAAGUGCGAUAGAUCGAAAUAAAUUUGUGGUUGGCGAUAAAAUGCAUCUUGUGUCACUGUCGGAAUAGAAACGGAUGGUGAGCGAUGGCGAGAAUACGGUGAUAGAUUUUUGGUGUUAAAAAUUGCUCUGUGUCAUUGCCAUAAGUUUUCCAAUAGUUAAGAUCAAAAAAUAAUAAUUUAUUUUUGCUUAAUAGUGUUUUGUUUAGUUAAUCUUGAACAAAAUUGACGAUUAGUGAGUGAAAUUAAAUUGUCAUCGAGUGACCGGCUGAUAUUACACGAGGCUUCUAUGUAUACUAUCUGACUUCUAGCUUUUGCUAUUUGUGACACGCCUCAUAUUAUAAAUCUGUUUUUGCGACAGGACCUAUUUUGAUUUAUAUUAGUGAUAUUUUUGUGAUAAAGACUUUCUAAAAUUACGUAACUUUUGUGGAAACAUAAAAAGUAUCAAAAAGAUGGCUUGAGUGUGAUCACUCCAUUACCGUCAUGAGUGACGAAGGAAUGUUUAUUUAGGCUCAAUUAUUUUGGUUUGACUUAACGAGGAGUGCUCGUUCGUCUUAUUGAAUUGGCUGGAACAUGCAUCUUUUAGAAUUCAGCAAAGUUUUAAAUUGAUCGUUCUCGGCUUGUCGUCACUACGGACUCUUUUAUAUUAGAAACAUGUCUUCGGCACCGUUUGUUGAUAGAAUUGACCCUUUUGCUAAACGGUCUCUUAAGAAAAAGACCAAGAAGAGUCAAGGGUCAUCCCGUUAUCGUAACUCACAAGAUGUAGAACUCUUGGCACUACCCUUACUGAAAGAUGUGCCAGCUACUGAACAAGAAGACUUGUUCAUUCGUAAGCUGCGUCAGUGUUGUGUGGCAUUUGACUUCAUGGACCCUCUUGCUGACUUAAAAGGAAAGGAGAUCAAACGUGCCACAUUGAAUGAACUUGUUGGGUAUAUUACUGUUGGACGUGACGUACUCACUGAACCGGUUUAUCCAGAAAUCAUUAAAAUGAUUUCUUCCAACUUGUUUCGCACUCUACCACCAAGUGAUAAUCCUGACUAUGACCCGGAGGAGGAUGAUCCGACUCUAGAGGCCUCUUGGCCACAUCUCCAACUAGUCUAUGAGUUCUUUUUGCGCUUUCUUGAAUCAGUUAACUUUCAGCCAACCAUUGGCAAGAAAGUCAUUGACCAGAAAUUUGUAUUGCAGCUUUUAGAUCUGUUCGACUCCGAAGACCCUCGCGAGCGCGAUUUUCUGAAGACGGUGCUGCAUCGUAUCUACGGAAAGUUCCUCGGGCUCCGAGCGUUCAUACGAAAACAGAUCAACAAUAUAUUUCUGCGAUUCGUCUACGAAACCGAGCACUUCAACGGCGUCGGCGAACUCCUGGAGAUCUUGGGAAGCAUAAUCAACGGGUUCGCGCUGCCCCUGAAGAGCGAGCACAAGCAGUUCCUGGUGAAGGUGCUCCUGCCGCUGCACAAGGUGAAGAGCCUGUCCAUGUACCACGCGCAGCUGGCCUACUGCGUGGUGCAGUUUCUCGAGAAGGACGCCACGCUCACCGAGCCCGUCGUUCGCGGCCUGCUCAAGUUCUGGCCCAAGACCUGCUCCCAGAAGGAGGUGAUGUUCCUGGGCGAGAUCGAGGAGAUCUUGGACGUCAUCGAGCCGGCUCAGUUCAUCAAGAUACAGGAGCCGCUGUUCAAGCAGAUCGCCAAGUGCGUGUCCAGCCCCCACUUCCAGGUGGCCGAGAGGGCCCUGUACUACUGGAACAACGAGUACAUCGUGACCCUGAUCGAGGAGAACAAUCAGGUGAUCAUGCCCAUCAUGUUCCCGGCGCUGUACCGCAUGAGCAAGGAGCACUGGAACCAGUCCAUCGUGACCUUCAUCUACAACGUGCUCAAGACCUUCAUGGAGAUGAACUCGAAGCUGUUCGACGAGCUCACCGCCAGCUAUAAGGCGGAGCGGCAGAAAGAGAAGAAGCGCGAGAAGGAGCGCGACGAGCUGUGGAAGCGGCUGGGCGAGCUGCAGCUCGGCGCCAAGCGCGCCAAGUGAUGCGGCCGCCGCUCCGCCUCGGGCCGCGGGAGGCCUUUUAUAUUCGACCCUAGGAUACUAGACUACUUUAGGAUUUUUAAUAUUGUUAAAUUGUUUAAUUAAGUUAAAGUUGUAUCGCGUCUGUGCCGAUUCGUUCGAUUCGUUCCGAUUGUACAAAAAUGAUAAAAAUAGCUCUCGACCUUCGCGGCGCGUAGACGCCGAACGCUGGAUUCAAAUGUCGUUUCGUCGUCCUAUCGUUUUGUAUAGAUACUUAGUGUAAAUAGGCAUAAAUAGGCAUUUAUUUAUUAUGAAUCGAUGGCGCGGCGAGUGCGGAGGUGCCCCGACCGGCACUCGAGUAGAACAAUGCUGCGGUAGAUCCGAUAUUUGUAAGGGAAUAGUCAUUAAUGUGUACGAUAUCGCUGUAGCCGUCUAUCGUCGCUCGCGUCGGCGCCUCUACGCCCGGCGAGCGACCGCGUCUGUAUGUAUGUACACUAUGGAGAUGUCUGUUAUGUAAAAUGUAUUAACAUUGCAAAAAUUAUAUGAUCUUAUAUAUAAAUUACUAUUAUAGUACACAGUAUGGAAAUAAAAAAGUUGACUCACACAAAUGGGAUUCUUUGAGCGCGUGCGCGGACCGCUUGCGCGACGAUAGGCCGCGCUUCGACUCGCCUCGCUCCGCCGACCUCUCAUUGUUUCCCUUCGCCAAAUACACGAGAAAUUUUCACCAAA